This is a messenger RNA of Glossina fuscipes, 1134 nucleotides long. RefSeq names its product 60S ribosomal protein L5 (gene RpL5). Gene Ontology annotation, biological process: ribosomal large subunit assembly; translation. The record is from RefSeq and is a predicted model, not a curated record. The coding region runs from base 107 to 1000 and encodes 297 amino acids. The transcript is spliced from 4 exons. Lineage: Eukaryota; Metazoa; Arthropoda; Insecta; Diptera; Glossinidae. Gene Ontology annotation, cellular component: cytosolic large ribosomal subunit; ribosome. Gene Ontology annotation, molecular function: structural constituent of ribosome; 5S rRNA binding.
GGCAAAAAAAACAACACGACAUCUUUCUUUUCUUUCUUUCACUACGUGUGAAGAACAUCGCGUAUUUUUAACGUUGGUGUAUAGUUUUUAUACAAAAUAAGUGAAAAUGGGUUUCGUUAAAGUAGUCAAGAAUAAACAGUACUACAAACGUUAUCAAGUCAAGUUCCGUAGGCGUCGUGAGGGUAAAACCGACUAUUAUGCACGUAAACGUUUAAUAUUCCAAGACAAGAACAAAUAUAAUACGCCUAAGUACCGAUUGAUUGUACGCUUGUCUAAUAAGGACAUCACUGUCCAAAUUGCUUAUUCGCGCAUUGAGGGUGAUCGAAUUAUAUGUGCAGCAUAUUCACAUGAGUUGCCCAAUUACGGUAUAAAGGUGGGUCUGACUAAUUAUGCUGCUGCUUAUUGUACGGGUUUGUUGGUUGCACGUCGAAUCUUGAACAAAUUAGGUUUAGAUUCUCUGUACGACGGCUGCCCAGAAAUUACUGGGGAUGAAUAUAAUGUUGAACCAGUUGCUGACGGUCCUGGUGCUUUCCGUUGUUAUUUGGACGUUGGAUUAGCUCGCACUACUACAGGCGCUAGAGUAUUCGGGGCCAUGAAAGGUGCCGUUGAUGGUGGUUUGAAUAUACCACAUUCGCUUAAGCGUUUCCCUGGUUACUCAUCUGAAAACAAAAGCUUCAAUCCUGACGUCCAUCGUGCUCAUAUUUUUGGUCAACAUGUAGCCGAUUAUAUGCGUACGCUAGAAGAAGAAGAUGAGGAAGGCUUCAAACGACAAUUUAGUCGUUACAUUAAGUUGGGAAUACGUGCUGAUGAUCUUGAAGAAAUCUAUAAAAAAGCCCACCAAGCUAUACGUGCCGAUCCUACUCAUAAAAAGGUACAGAAAACCGGCGUCACUAAGAAACGGUGGAAUGCUAAGAAACUCACAAAUGAGCAGCGCAAAGCUAAACUGGCCGAACAUAAGACUGCUUUCUUGGCUAAAAUUAAAUCUGAAACUGACGUUUAAUUCUUUCCUUUUUUAAUGCCAGGCUGGAAAGGUCGGCUCAUUACAGUAAAGUAAGAAACGGAAAUUGUGCUUUCUUUUAUAAUAACAAUCAAAAAAAGUAAAGGUCAAUGUAAGAUGUGUUUAUUUACAAAACU